CAUGUCCACAAACUGAGAACAUUGAGAUAGAUUUAUCUGGCGAGUCCGUAAUCCGAGAGCACUGUGGUAGAUUGACCUUGAGAGUCCGUAAUCCGAGAGCACUGUGGUAGAUUGACCUUGAGAGUCCGUAAUCCGAGAGCACUGUGGUAGAUUGACCUUGAGAGUCCGUAAUCCGAGAGCAUUGUGGUAGAAUUGCGGUUCAACAUUGUGGUUCAAUUGCGAGUCCAUAAAAUGAGGGCAUUGUGGCAGAUUUACCUAGAGAAUCUAAUGCAAGAUCAUUGUGAUAAAUAUACUUUGAAAGUCCGUAAUCCGAGAGGAUUGUGGUAUUUAGACACAUUGACCUUGAGAGUCCGUAAUCCGAGAGCAUGCUGGUAGAUUGACCUUGGCAUUUGUUAUGUCUUUUCCCCAAUAUCAUGUUAUGUCACUUUCAAUAUUGGAGAUAUAUUCUAACUCAGACAUUUCAGGUAUGGAUAUCAUUUCGUCAAAGUUAACACGAAAUGAUAAUGUUUACUAUAGAAGAUUCUACCUGUAAACUGAAACAAAGGAUGUGAAUUAAACUUAAUUGUUCUCCGCAUCAUUUUACGCAGAUGUUCCUUGUCGGAGUCCGCUGACGUAAUACUCUAGGUGAGACAGGUAAAAGAAAGUCCAGACGAGUACCGAUAAAGUGAUCCACCUGUCCCAGAGAAUCUGACGUCUGUCGAGGUUAUGGGGUGUAGUAAAAUGAAAUGCAGAAGUUACGAAUUUUUCUCCUACGUACCAAAGAUUUGAACUCAUCCCAGAAAAUCUCAAUGACAUAUAUUACAGCUAAUUCCCUCCUCGCUGCUUUUGAUGUAAACCAGAGUUCGUAUCCAAUAUCUUAAUACGAUAAUAUAAAUCUGGCAAAGUAUGCGUUCUUAAAUAUUUUGUUUUCUGUUACGUGAGGAGGUGUGUUCAUUCAACGUAAAUAAAGUUGUAAGCGAGUAUGUUUCGGCAUUUCAGUGGCUGGGCUUGUAAAUAAUGGCCACAACUCGUGUUUCCCUGCCAGUGCUUUUGUUAUAUUGGUUUUUCCUUGCCCCUUUGCAGGCGCAGACCCUCAAUAUUCUAGCGUUUGAAUAUAGCCGGAAACUUUGGGAGAUUCCGAACUUAGGACUGGAAAUUGGACAGUGUGCUCAUUCUGUAGAGGAAGUUUUUCCGGGGCAUCCCUUGGUCAAAGAAUGUUAUUUACCACCCGCCAGGGGACAGAAACUACACUCCUCCAGGAACUACAAGUUGAACGACACCCAGAACAUUGAAGUGAAGUCCCCACGCGACAUUUUUACCUACAUUGGUCUGUGUGACGCGGCUGCUGUGUCCAGACUAGGGCUACUCCACAGAGGAGAUUGUAUAGCAAUUGAAAUCGCCAGUAACCUAACAUUCAACAAGAAGACUUACACCCGGGCAUACGUUGAGUACUAUCGUCACGACAUAGACAUACUCAGUCUGCAAUCAGACUUCUCUGUCGUACAAACUGCUGGAUUCGGCAAAGAGUAUUACCUGAAGAAUCGCAGCAUAGGGACCAUGGAAAUCGUUCUUGUGGAAAUGAAAUUUCCCAAUAAACGGAAAGCAAAUCUCCUUAAGAAUUCUCACUAUCAGAGUUUGUCAAUGAAGGAUUGGAUUUCCUACGCCUUCCAGGAGGCCGGCGAACCGGCGAACACCAAAAUAAUCCGCCUGUCAACUGCUAAACGAUUGGUAGAAAUAAAGAAAUACAAGAGAGGCAAACUGGCAGAAAUUGCAGGCUUACUAGGGGGUUAUGAGGCUGAAAUACUGGAAACGAGGAGGGAAAUCGAACGAGGCUACGUGAAACCUCAUCUGAACUAUGCCCUUCAACCAUACUUCAGCAAGGGAGCUGCAUUCAGAAAAGGAUCAGACAGUGCCUUAUGGGAGGAAGCAUCCAUUACAGAAAUAAAAAUCAACAGGGCAAAAGCCCGUCAGAAUUCCAUAAAACGCAGUGUAGGUAUUACAGCCAAAGUCCGUCAGAAUUCCAUAAAACGCAGUGUAGGUAUUACAACCAAAGUCCAUCAGAAUUCCAUAAAACGCAGUCUAGGUAUUACAGUAGUGCAGAACCUCUACAGUAAAGUGACAAGGUACCAUAUCCAUCUUUACAAUGCAUUAUCAGUGUAAGAGAAUCAGUUUGCCCAGCUGUAAGCUAAUGAAGAAUCUGAAGAAAGACAUCAGGCGACUCAAAAAAAUGUUUGAUUCAAAGAGACGGAGGUGGGUGGAAUUAAAUAAAGUUCAAAAACAACACACAGUGGAAACAACUCGUAAAAAGAUUGAUAGCUUUGUGAAACAACAAACUAAAAUGUCUUCCCAGUUUAAGCAAUGGAAGAAACAGCAAAGAGCCGCAAAGAGAGCAGAAAAAUUAAAAAAGAAGAAACUUCGUAAAAAACAAAAGAAAAAGGUCAAGAAAAACAAAAAUACGAAAAGCAAACAUUUGCUCUUAUCCAACAACACUCUAUCGAACGUUGUGUAGUUUUCGGAGUAUCGAUCGAUGGAUGUUGCACAAUUGCUGGUGCAGCAAUGGAUAACGCCUAGUUACCAGUGCAACAACAAAUGCUACAUAGUUGUCAGUGUGGAAAGUGUUGCAACAUAGUUGCCAGUGUAGCAACGAAUGUUGUGCAGUUAACAGUGUAACAAUGGAUGUUGCGUGGUUGCUGUUUUAACUACAAUUGUUGCGUUUUGUUAGGGUUUGAGUAACUACUACUGUUUGCUUCGUUUGCCUUCAUGUCCUUUUGUUCUUGAUCUGCUGUUAUUUUUGCUGCAGUUUUCACUGUAGACAAAACAUUGUAAAAAAGAAUAUAGCAAAUCCCCAAAACAUGUAACAUUGACAAAGAAUGUACAUAAAACCGCGAAUUCUAAACUCCACGAAAAAGGACUGACAUUUCAUACAUAAAACCGCGAAUUCUAAACUCCGUGAAAAACUAUUGACAUUUCAUAAAUAAAACCGCGAAUUCUAAACUCCGUGAAAAAGGACUGACAUUUCAGAAAUCAUGAAAAUAACCAGGACUGAACUGAAAAGUAAUAUAAUUUCAAUAGUUCACCUGUUCAAUAUUUCAUCACUUUGGGAGUGUCUGUUUAUCGUCAUUGUGAGUCCCAUUCACAUCGCAUCUGUGUACAGGGGUACAUCUAAUGUUGGUUGAAAUUUUGAUUUAAAUUACUGUAACUUUAUAUACAUUUUGAGGCCUGUAACCCACGAUUGGAGCAUGAAAAGUACUAUAAUUUAUACUACAUAGGUCGAAAAUCCCCCUCCGAAAAAAUUCUGGAUCCAGUCCUGCAUUUAUAAAGUGAAAACUUUGCAAUGACUGUUCACAAACACAAGGGGACUGAAUUUGCUUUACACUACAUGUAUGUGAUACGAUGUUGUGAUAUUGAUCUCCCAACCAUUCUUAAUAAAAUGAGAAUUACU
Ostrea edulis (European flat oyster) is the source of this 3421-nucleotide messenger RNA. RefSeq lists its product as uncharacterized. The transcript is spliced from 7 exons. NCBI's taxonomy places the organism in Eukaryota, Metazoa, Mollusca, Bivalvia, Ostreida, Ostreidae. The record is from RefSeq and is a predicted model, not a curated record. Bases 997 to 2139 code for a protein of 380 amino acids.